CACUCCUGUAGUAGACUGCUUUUGUGGAUUGAAGAAAGAGAUGAUCAAUACUCUGGAUUUAGCCUGCUGAGACUCCUCAAAACGCAAUUUUUCAUAUUUCCAAUCUUAUGACUUGGUUGUCAUCUCUACAAGUACAGAUUUACACCCAUGGAGGAUGCAGAAAUGGAUGACGAGUACCUUACCUCGAACAGUAAAAUUGGCUACAAGCAACUCAUUCCUGGUGGCAACAAGCUUCAAAACUCAGUUCAUUCAUUGAGGAACAACCCUUUCCGGGUUGCAACACUCUGCCUCAGCCUGCUGUGUCUUCUCCUGCUGGUUGGAGUCAUAGUUCAGACUGUUCAGCAACGAAAAGUAGAGGAAGACCAUCAUAAUAAAGUAAUGGCUAUGAAUAUGGACAAAGCAAAUCUCCAGGAGAAAAUUAAGGCAGUGCACAUGAAGAAGAGGGUUCUUGAGAGCCAUCGUGUUGAACUACAGGAACAGAACCAAUACUUUUCUAAAAGGACAGAAAAGCUACAGACAGAUUACAAUGCAAUGAGUGACGAAUCAAACAAUCUUAAAGCUAGUAAAAGCCAGUUACAGACCAGCCAUGCUACUUUAAGCCAAGAGCUAGAACAGCUUAAAGUCAGUAAAGACCAGUUACAGACUGCUAACAUUGCCCUGUCUAAAGACAAAGAGCUGUUACAAAAACAACAUGAUAGAGUCCUGAAACGCAAAAACGAGUUACAUGCUAAUGUUGACUCUGUGACCAAAGAAAGAGACACUUUGGAGAGUAAAAUCCAAAAUCGAAACAGAUCAAAAGGUGAGCUGCAAAUAAGCUACAACAACCUGACGAGGGAAAUAACACAUGUAGAAAAAAGAUACAAUUUCUCCUCCUCUGAAAAAGGCAAGCUAGAAAGCAGUCACCAGAACCUGACAGAAACAAGGGACAUUCUGCUGGAAGUUACUGAAGUGCUUAAGAAAGCAAUAGCACAGUUGGAAAUAGCUUAUGGAACAUAUGAGAAUGAACAACAUGAGCUUAGAAUUAAAUGUGAUAUUGAAGUACAGGAAACAGAAAAGAUGCAGCAUAAAAACAGCAACCUGACUGCUGAAAGAGACCAGCUGCAGGCCGAAGCUCAGAGACUGAACGAAACUAUUCACGGAAAGAGAUGUUCCAAUGGCUGGAGGAUAUUUGAGAACAACUGCUACUUCACUUCUGUUUUAAAAAAAACCUGGAAUGGAGCCAGAACAUACUGCAAAUCCAGUGGAGCAGACCUGGCAAUUGUAAAAAGCCAGGAUGAAAUGGAUUUCAUCAAUGGUUUGUAUGAAUCUGACAAAGAAGUUUGGAUUGGUCUGACUGAUGAUGGAGUGGAAGGGCAGUGGAAAUGGGUAGACGGGACACCUUUAAACACAACGUUCUGGGGUAAGGGCCAGCCUAACAGCCAUAAUGGAAAGGACCAGGACUGUGUUGAGUUCUGGCACCGUUCGUCGGGGAGGGGUGAAUGGAAUGAUGAGAACUGUAACCAAGUUCAAUAUUUUAUCUGUGCAGUUUAAUUUUACUGUACAUGGACACCUGGAAGUGUAUCUAAACCUACUGAGCUCUCCUUACUUGUGAUCAUUGUGCUUUCAGAGCAGAACAGAAAACAUUGAAAUAAGGGACCUUGACCAGUGAAUCUGAAUUUAUAUGACUGUUUCCACAGAAAAUUAAACACAGCAUUGUUUAUAGAUUAAGGCUGUGAUGCGCAGGCUCGUGAUGAUAAACAUUUCAUGAAGUUAAACUCAGCUGAUUUCUGGCGGGUGCUGAUACACAUCAAUGGGGGUAAUUUGAGGCAAACUGUUAGAAAUGUGGGAACAGUUUGGUUUAAAGGGCACUACGAUUUCCACUGAUACAUUUAUUUACUGUAAAACAUCAUAUAAUUAUAUGAAACCAAUCAUUGAAUUAUAAGAUUUCAUUUUAACUUUACCCGUAAAUAAAGAUCAACCUUCCAAGAUUAUAUCAAGCUAAUUUUUUUCAUUGAGAAUAAUAGUUUAACAAACUCACAUGUGUUUUUGAAUCAUAGCUUUUAGGUUGUUGAGAGAGUUUUAGUCUUUUAAUGUUUGUGUAUGGUUAAAGCUUAUUGGGCAAUAGAGGACACAAAUCCAGUUAUCCAUAUGGCUAAAUUCAUGAUUAUCUAUUAUACUCUGUGCCGUGCAUUAUUCAGUAUGUGAUAACCAUUCAAUCUGCGCUUCAACAAUUUAAGCUUGCAUGUAGACGAUGGUUGAUUAAAUUGCAUUGCAAAUGUUUAUUCUGCUCAUUUUAUAUUCCUAAGAAUUUUUUUUUCUGUAUGGAUGUAAAUAAAAAAUAAAAAAGCUUUUAUUGAUUCUUCA
This is a messenger RNA of Notolabrus celidotus (New Zealand spotty), 2343 nucleotides long. Its product is annotated as CD209 antigen-like. The transcript is spliced from 7 exons. Lineage: Eukaryota; Metazoa; Chordata; Actinopteri; Labriformes; Labridae. The record is from RefSeq and is a predicted model, not a curated record. Bases 148 to 1530 code for a protein of 460 amino acids.